CGCGAGUCCUCUGGGGACAAAGGGCCCUCCUCGGCGCAGCAGCCUCUCUGUGAACGUGGGCACAAGCAAGAUCCUCCCUGCAGUGCCCGCGCUCUGUGCAGGAACUGAUGGGGGACCGCGACCUGCCGUUGUCAGAAGCCUGGGGUUCUAGAAGCGCUUGCGACCGGUGCAAGAAGUUUCACAUGCUAGGCAAGUGCCCUACUACUGAGCCACAUCUUAGCUCAUGAUUCCCUGUUCUUUUGCUGCCAGAGACGAAAUCACGUUAGUUCAAGAUCUCCCCUGUGCCCUUUCUGGAGUCAUUUCCAGGUACUUAUCAAACUAUGGAACAGGCAUUCCUGAAUCCAGGUGGUUUUGUCCAGAUGGAAGCACCCACUAAAAUAUAAGCUCUUUGAGGAUGGAGAGUUUAGUCCACUUGUUUCCUGCUGCAUCUUCAAAUACAUACAGCAAUGCCAGGCACUUAGAAGAUGCUCAAGAACUAGCGUUCUUUGCCCACAAGGUGGAGCAUGAAAGCAAGACCCAGAAUGGCAGGAGCUUCCAGAGGACUGGUACCCUUGCCUUUGAGCGCGUCUACACUGCCAACCAGAACUGUGUAGACGCAUACCCUACAUUCCUUGCGGUGCUUUGGACUGCGGGGCUUCUUUGCAGCCAAGUUCCUGCUGCCUUUGCUGGACUGAUGUACUUGUUUGUGAGGCAAAAAUAUUUCGUGGGUUAUCUGGGAGAGAGAACUCAGAGCACCCCUGGCUACAUAUUUGGAAAGCGCAUCAUCCUGUUCCUGUUCCUCAUGUCCCUUGCUGGUAUAUUCAACUAUUACCUCAUCUUCUUUUUCGGAAGUGACUUUGAAAACUACAUAAAGACCAUAACCACCACUAUCUCCCCUCUACUUCUCAUUCCUUAACUCUCUGCUGAAUUCAGGGCUGGCACUCUCAGCUAAUCAAUACCUAGAAGUCAUCAUAACUCAACACUUUACAGGAUUUAACUCCUCUUUAGAUAGCUGUAAAUCUGAUGACCAUCUGGGCUUCACAGCUUGAGUUAGCCUUGCUUUUCCAGAAAGAAAAGAAAAUUUCAUAUCAGCUCUGCCCCUCAAAAAUGGCAGUGACCCCAGAUUUGUUAUUCAGAUCCAUUCUGUAUAUUUCAUGAUGUACCAUUCUGUCUGAAGAUAUUUUGUGACCAGAUAUACGUUUUCCUAAAAUAAAAUUCACAAACAAG
This is a messenger RNA of Heterocephalus glaber (naked mole-rat), 1206 nucleotides long. The record is from RefSeq and is a predicted model, not a curated record. Lineage: Eukaryota; Metazoa; Chordata; Mammalia; Rodentia; Bathyergidae.